AUGGACGGCACUACAUCCCAGUUCAGCUCCAAGGCUAGCGCUGUGUCGAACAGUGAUCAAGGUACCCCGGCGAACCUUUCUACCAAGCAGCCACAUGACUCAGCACGCGCUGGCAAGAAGCGAGCACGAGAUGAUGAAGGCUCCCCUGAUACGACUACGGCUGGGCUGAAUGGUUAUUCGAAGACAUCGCUCCCUACGGCAGCGAGUACCAAGCGGACGGUCACCGAUGAACCGAAGAGGAAGAAGCAAAAGACCACCGUAGACCAUAACGAUACCUCAGUCCAAGAGCUCGUCCAGCAGAGCCAUCUUGCGUCGUCUGAUGUGGGUGGAGAUAAACGUACGGACGGCGACCAACCCAUGACCGACACUCCCGAUACAGAGCAUUCCCCCAACGAUGACCCAAAUUCCCAAUCAACGGGAAUGCAGACUCCAUCGCCACCUAUCGGUCCCGAUGGAUUGUUCGAUUAUCCUCCGCGAACACCGAUAGACACCAUCGGAUCAUCGAAACUGCCAGCUCGGAAGCUCAAGUUCAUCCACUGGCAUUUAUUCGAUGACAUCGAUCAACUAGCUGCUGCGAGGAAGCUCCAUGACGAAGAUAGCAACGAACUUCUGCAUACUAGAACCACGCAGAAUAGGUCCAAGCAGUUCCGAGAAGGCGCACGCAAGUGGUACGAAGAGCAGAAAGCGCGACUGCCGUGGGAUCUUAAGAACAAGGCCGAGAAGGCGGCGCUCGUGAACCAAGGCAAGGGUGCUGAUGACUUCCCAUUCAUCGAUCCGAGGACAAUCGGGAAUGGCGCGGCGGCGCCACAAGCUGCUGCUUCGAAGAAGAAGGCGAAGACGACCGCGGCAACGAAAUCCCAGCCGCGGAAGCCGAAGGCGGCACCCAUAGCGACACAACAAAUCUUGAAGCCAGAAACGGUAGCGCCGCCCCAAGCCGCGAAUCAUGUUGCAAUACCAAUUGCCCAACCCACGGUUGAAGACGAUAAUGAUGCAUCCGAGCCAUUCUCACUCUAUUCUGUUUCUGAAGAAGACAUGGCGGCACAGGAGUCCUCGUCGGAGGAAGAGGAGUCUGAGGUAGAGGAAUCCCAGGACGAGAGUGAUGAGGAGUCAGAGCCAGAGGAAUUACCGCCUCCAAAUUUCGCUGACCGGAUCGUGAAGCAUGGUCCAGAUGAAUUCAAUUCGACCGAACCUGGUAUCACUGCACUUGACGCUCUCUUCACCGCCGCCAAUGCCGUCGGAUCUCUCGUUAGAAUCAAGGUCGACGGAUGCACAUUGAAACUGGGAAAAGAUGCGCUGCGCGAACACUGCCAGCGAUUCACCAGCCCCUCGGACGACGAGAAUAUGAACGACGAGCUCGAGCUCGACCUUUCGAUGUUCCCGAGCGAUAUCGUCCAAGCUUUCAUUCAAUGCAUCUCUCCGGUACCCCAAGCCCGCUUGCCACCCCUCGCUUUUAGACCCGACGAGGUGGAUCCUUACUUGGACGGCCAGAACAGGUUCGCCAUUAUUGACGAGUCGAAGAAGUAUUCCCCCUGGCAGAUGUACUGGGACAUGGAGGAAUGCAUCCAGAUGCACCGCCUUGCCGUGUACAUGGAGUGCUCUCUUGUGAAAGACCUGGUUGUCGAUCGAAUGCAUUGGCUUUUCGUGGAGAGCCGGAAAGUGGGACCGACCAAGUCGGGUUUCGAUUUGAUCGCAUUGGCAAAGCCGGAGUACAUCAACAGCCUCAUCUCAGAUGACGAUGCUCCAUUUCUGCGACUAUGGGCCGACAUGAUGAUCGAAGGUCUGAGAGACGCAAAUCCGGAGCUGUUGACGUGGGAGAUGUUCGGCGAGCCCGCCAAACAGGCUAUUGCUGAUGGACUCGCUACUCCCGAGGUAGCCUGCCUCCAUGGAGCCCGCCAAGGUGACUUUUGCGCACAGUAUCAUAGCCACGGUCACCAGCCGUGCCACAAAGAGGUCGCGAAUCAGAUCAACACUGACGACGUAGUGGAGGAACUCUACCUCACUCUUCGGGAGUCAGCAGCUGAGAGGGACUCCGGUACUCUUGAAGAGAUGCAGCGGCUUGUAUCUCGUGAUGAAAAGCGCGAAACGAAUCAUGAGAUAGAGGCCAUCCUGCACCAGAAGUCGUACGUGCUAGAGGAAGAGGCGAUGAAGCUCCAGCUGGAUAUCGAAGACCUCGAGAAGGAGCAGCAAGCCGCAAAAUUCCGACGAGUGAGCCCGAGCAUCUUUGUGGUGGCGCUUAAUGCAGCUCUUAGGCGACAGAGUGAAAUUCGCAAAGAAAUGAAGAUGAUGUGGGAAAAGUUCGAUGCGUAUGGGACCUGGAGUCGCAAAAGUAACGGCGAGGACCGGGAAGACGCAUGCAGCGAGGAUAGGGAUGGAGACGACAGGUCUGAAAGUGGGAGUGGGACCGACACUGAAGACGAGGAGAUGACGGACGUAGAGGAUGAUAUUGACGAGUGA
Trematosphaeria pertusa is the source of this 2454-nucleotide messenger RNA. RefSeq lists its product as uncharacterized. The coding region runs from base 1 to 2454 and encodes 817 amino acids. Lineage: Eukaryota; Fungi; Ascomycota; Dothideomycetes; Pleosporales; Trematosphaeriaceae. The transcript has 2 exons. The record is from RefSeq and is a predicted model, not a curated record.